CUGUCCGGCCCCCCAGGUGCGCGCAGCCCCGCCCCCCGCCAGAGGACCCGGAUGAGGACGGUGUUCACGGAAACCCAGAGCAGAGAGCUGGAGCAGCUCUUCCUGCGCGCGCACUACCCGCCCGCGGACGCGCGCGCGCAGCUGGCCGCGUGCACGGGCCUGAGCGAGGAGACCGUGCGGGUUUGGUUCAAGAACCGCCGCGCGCGCAGGAAACGGCAGCGCAGCGGCUCAAAGCGCGCGGCCUCCCGCAGCCCCCCCCGGGGGGAGGGGGGGCCUAAUGGGACCUAA
This is a messenger RNA of Menidia menidia (Atlantic silverside), 288 nucleotides long. NCBI's taxonomy places the organism in Eukaryota, Metazoa, Chordata, Actinopteri, Atheriniformes, Atherinopsidae. The record is from the annotation of a GenBank genome assembly.